AUGCCCUCAGAACCAAAACGAAACCUCAUUGUAGUCUCGAACCGGCUACCUCUCUCCGUCAAACGCAGCGAAGAUGGCUCCUACCACUCCAGCAUGUCCAGCGGCGGACUAGUCACUUCAUUAUCUGGAUUGACCAAGACGGCUGAAUUUCGAUGGUUUGGAUGGCCGGGGAUGAGCCCCAAGGAGCCUGACGAGCAAGAAGAGAUUCGACGCAGCUUGGGGGCGCAUAAUGCGAUUCCGGUGUUUUUGGAUGAGGAGUUGGCGUAUAAGCAUUAUAACGGGUUUUCUAAUCAAAUCCUCUGGCCGAUUCUGCACUACCAAUCUGGAGUGACGUAUGACGAAGAGGCAUGGGAGGCAUACAAAAAAGUCAACGAAAUCUUUGCAGACUACAUAGCAGACGCCGCGCAGGAAGAAGAUCUGAUUUGGGUACACGACUAUCAUUUGAUGUUACUACCGAAGUUGUUGAGAGAACGAAUGGCCAAGAAGAAACGACAAGCUUGUAUUGGAUUCUCGCUACAUACCCCCUUUCCGCCAUCGGAAUCUCUGAAAGUCUUGCCGGUAGCAAAGGAUAUUCUGCAGGGGACGUUGUCAAGCACGCUGGUUGGAUUUCAUACGGAUGACUACAGGAAGAAUUUCACCGAGAGCUGUGAAUACUUAUUAAACGCACGAUCCCAAGACAGCGCAAUCCUAUACAAAGACCGCCUUGUCAAAACAGGCCGUUUCACAGUCGGCAUCGACCCGGACAAAUUCAACGAAACGCUUAAACAAGAUGAAGUUCAAUCACGCAUCCACGAUUUGAACGAACGAUACAAAGACGUCCAAGUGAUUGUUGGCGUUGAUCGAUUGGAUUACAUCAAGGGCCUGACGCAGAAAUUGCAUGGAUUCGAGCAGUUCUUGACUGACUACCCGAAAUGGCAGGGGAAAGUUAUCCUGAUCCAAGUUGCGGUGCCGAGUCGAGAAGAUGUCAAGGAGUACCAGGACUUAGAGACGGCGAUUAGCUGUCAAGUUGGAAAGAUUAACGGAAAGUUCAGCAAACCCGAAUAUUCACCAAUCAUCUAUCUUCACCGCUCUAUCCCUUUCACUGAACUCACAGCCCUGUACUCAAUUGCAGAUAUGUGUCUCUUGACAUCAAGUCGCGACGGUAUGAACCUCGUCGCAUUCGAGUAUAUCGCCUGUCAAGAACAGCGAAAUGGCGUCCUGGCACUAUCCGAGUUUGCGGGUGCAUCUGUCUUUAUGGCUGAUGGCACGGUACAGUUUCAUCCUACGAAUAUCAAGGAGAUGGCACAGUGCAUCCACAAGGGGUUGACUAUGUCGAAGGAGGAGAGGAAGGUGAGGUAUGAUAAGCUUAAGAAGUUUGUGCAUAUGAAUACUAGCGCGAAAUGGGGUCAGUCGUUCGUUACGGAGUUGUCGAAGCGUCAUGUAUAG
This is a messenger RNA of Talaromyces marneffei, 1425 nucleotides long. RefSeq lists its product as uncharacterized. Lineage: Eukaryota; Fungi; Ascomycota; Eurotiomycetes; Eurotiales; Trichocomaceae. The record is from RefSeq and is a predicted model, not a curated record. The transcript is spliced from 5 exons. Gene Ontology annotation, cellular component: alpha,alpha-trehalose-phosphate synthase complex (UDP-forming); cytosol. The coding region runs from base 1 to 1425 and encodes 474 amino acids. Gene Ontology annotation, biological process: trehalose biosynthetic process; cellular response to heat. Gene Ontology annotation, molecular function: catalytic activity.